AUGGACAAAUCAGCAGUCUUCUUUAGCAAGAACAUGAGCCAAACAGUGAGGGAAGAAAUCUGUCAGGUCAUGGGAUCAAUGCAGCAAGUUAGCCAGGGUAAAUACCUAGGUCUGCCUAUGAUCAUAACCAGAUCAAAAGAGCAAGUGUUUGGAUUUAUCAGGAAUUCUAUUGACAAGAAACUGCAAGGACUGAACUCCAAGCUAUGUAGAGAGAUUAGUUCCAAAAUGGUUAAUUAUUGGUGGGGGGAAGCAGAGGGAAAGGAAAAGAUGCACUGCAUUGGGUGGAAGAAGAUGACAAAGGAUAAAGAGGCUGGGGGAUUGGGAUUCAAAGACCUGCAAAUGUUCAAUAAAGCCUUAUUGGCAAAACAAGUUUGGAAGCUGAUUACCCAACCAAACUUGCUUGUCAGUAAGGUGUUGAAGGAGAAAUACUAUCCCAAGCAGUCUCUUUUCAAUUGUAAGGUCCCCAAUAAUGCCUCUUGGAUCUGGAAAAGUAUUUCACCUGUAAGAAUGGAAGUACUAGAAGGAAUAAGGAGAAGGAUUGGUAAUGGCAGAGGAACAAGAAUCUGGGAAGAUAUUUGGAUCCCAAACAGGCCAGAUGAAAAACCAACAACUGCUAAGCCACAAGAAUGCCAACUGAAACAGGUCUCAGAAUUGAUCACAAAUAGCAGGUGGAAUAGAGUUCUCAUCUUUAAGACAUUCUGCCUUCAAGAUGCUGAAAGUAUUAUGAGCAUACCAAUAAGUGUGACAGGAAGAAAAGAUAGCUACUACUGGAUACAUGCUCAGAAUGGUUAG
Molecule: messenger RNA, 792 nt
Organism: Coffea arabica (coffee)
Lineage: Eukaryota; Viridiplantae; Streptophyta; Magnoliopsida; Gentianales; Rubiaceae
Source: RefSeq, a predicted model, not a curated record